UUUGGAUGGCUGAAAAUAUUUUGACUAAUCAGGAUUCAACAAUUCAUAUUCGAAUUUCUGGAGAUGGGAGAAAUGUUGGAUGUAAAGUCAAACAUGUGAUGAUAACAUUUGCUAUUCUUAAUAAUAAUAUCAAUAUAUAUCAACCUGAUAAUCAUUACACUUUAGCUUUGUACCCAGGAACUGAAAACUAUACAACACUUAAAAUUAGUUUAGCACCAUUAUGUCAGGAUCUUACAGAAUUAAAAAUUAAUGGAAUUAAAGAUACCUUUGGAAAACAUUGGAAUGUAGAAUUAUAUUUCAGUUCAGACUGGAAGUUUUUAGCAAUUUCUCUUGGUUUUAACACAGCAAACUCCAAUUUUUUUUGUCCUUGGUGUAGUUGUUCACGAAAAGGUCUAG
This is a messenger RNA of Entrophospora candida, 396 nucleotides long. Lineage: Eukaryota; Fungi; Glomeromycota; Glomeromycetes; Entrophosporales; Entrophosporaceae. The record is from the annotation of a GenBank genome assembly.